Messenger RNA from Nezara viridula (southern green stink bug), 2272 nucleotides. The record is from the annotation of a GenBank genome assembly. Lineage: Eukaryota; Metazoa; Arthropoda; Insecta; Hemiptera; Pentatomidae.
AUGUGAUACUACUUAUUGUUGAAAUUGUUCAUAAAAAUAGUUAUUUAUAUGUAUGUUUAGAUUGAUCUUUGUAGUUUUGUAUAAAUAAAAAAGAAAUAAUUAUAAAAAUGAAACGGCCAAAGAAAAGGAAGCCUAUGGAAACUAGUGUAGAGCCUGAAAUGAUGGAUGAAGAAACAUUAAAACUACAUAGGAAGCUUUGGGGACUAAGAUUACCAUCUCCGCCAAAAAUGAAAACUUACAGAACAAGAAAAGAAACUUUCAGGUUACUUAAAGAAGGAAAAUUAAAGUUAAAGGGUAAACCGAACAGACUAGUCGUUUCUGAAUAUGAAACUGAAGCAACUGAAGAUGCUGAAAAAAGAGAGAAUUCUAAGUAUAUUAAAGACCAUAUCCAUAAAAGAAAACGGCCCAUAAAGAAACGUAAAAUCAGAAAGGAGUAUAUAUUUAUUAAAGGUCAUGACAGCAAAGGAAAUGUAGAAUUUUGGAAAGUCAGAUUAAAAAAAAAGCCUAAGCCAAAAGAAACACCAUAUGAAGUUCCUUUUAUUUACAAAUCUAUUUUGGGAAAUGAACGGCAUAGACAAGUGGAAGUGAUUGACUUAAUUAGGAAAUUGUGGAAUAGGAGGAAUUCAGUUGAUGAUUGGCGGCCAGGAAUGUAUGACAGAAUGCCUGAUGACUUAUUAUUAUAUUUUAAUGAAAAUGUCAGAAAUGAAGAUGGGAAAAAAAGAAGAUUUACCAGCUUUGAAUUUUUGGAGAUUACUCCUGAUAAAGUCUCAGAAAUGAUUAAACCAUUCAGGUCUCCGAUCAUGAGCAGAUUAAAGAAAUUUGAAGAUGAAAGGAAUGAAAGAAAGCGUUCAAAGCCAAUGCUUGAAGAUGAGAAACAACGAUAUGUUAGAAAGUUAAAAGCAGAUGAAGCCAAAACCAAAUAUCUACAAAGGAUUGGAGCAUAUUUAAAAACUAGUUUAUACAAUGGCGUACGAGAAAUUAUAGAAGUUGAAGGAAAAAGAUAUGAAUUUGCGAUGAAAGAGUUUCAAAUGCUCGUUAACUCUGCAUCUAUUAUAAUGAUAAAAGACUUGGACCGUUAUAUUGAAACAACCCUUAACAAUGAAAUUGAAGAUGCUCUGAACUUGAGGCGAGAGACUUUAGAAGAAGAAAUUAUGACAACAGCUGUACACAAAGAAAGGGAAUUGGAAUACAGUUAUAAACAUAUAUUUUUACCAUAUGAAUUGUCUAAACAGAAAGAAUUGUUCCAGCUUGAAAUGAGUUCUUAUGUUCAAUAUUGGACCACUAAAACAAGAGAUAUAGAGAAGCAAGUGGACCUUCAGAAACAGUAUUUGAAAAAACAAUUAGAAACAACUAAAAUAUUGCAAGCUGCAGAGCACAUUCCUUCAAUGAAUAAAGCGUUUUGUGAUAAAGUGAAAGAGGUUCAAAUAAAAAGCAAACAUAAAGUAGAAGAGGCAUUAUUACCAUUAAAAAAGAAAAUAGAAAUUUAUGUAAACUUACAAAACGAGAAUGAUCAAUUACUUGACUCAAUAAGAAACCAUGGCACUGUUAUAUCGGAAUUUAUUAGAAAGCUAAGGGAGUUUGUAAAUAUCACUCAACCCACAUGCAAUGAAAAAAUCAAGUUCAUGGCAGCAUUAGAUGAACUGGAAAAAUUCAAACAGCAAUUACAACACAAUGAAAUUAAAGAAUCCACUGAAGAUUCAUCUACUUCAGUAGAAUAUUUAUCGAAGACAAAAUCAAAUAUUGCUAUUGUUGAACCAAUCGUGACAGUGGAAGAAGAAGAGGAAUCAUUUUUUUCAAUGGCUCACAGAAUCCUAUCAGAUGGCGAUCUUGAUGAAAAUGCCAAAUAUCUUCUUAAGAUGAAAUUCAUAAUUUCAGAUCUUUUGAAAAGUAUCAUACCUUCAGGUAGUGUGACAGAAGAAGACCACACUAUCGAAGAUAUCGAAAGUUUUAAACAAGUAAAUGAUUUAACGAGUGGAGAUGAAAUGUUUGUUUUAAAAUCAACAGGAAAAAAAGAAUCUAUUUCUGUUAUAGAUAAAUUGAUGGAAAUUAGUGCAAAGUUAGAUUUUAUGCUUCAAAUUGUGGGUGAUACAUAUUCAAUACCCGAUUUAGUAAGAGUAGGAUCUUAUUUAAAUAAGCGAAGUCAUUCAGUUGAGAAGAUUUUAGAAAAACAUCGGGAGAUGUUUGAAAAUAUCUGAACUUAAAAAAAAAAUAUAUUUAAAUGUAUUGUAUAACAUUUUUUAUGUCAAGAGCAUUAAAUUAUAAUUAAUUUCAA